Molecule: messenger RNA, 1269 nt
Organism: Helobdella robusta
Lineage: Eukaryota; Metazoa; Annelida; Clitellata; Rhynchobdellida; Glossiphoniidae
Exons: 9
Coding region: 1-1269 (422 amino acids)
Biological process (GO): microtubule-based movement
Cellular component (GO): dynein complex
Molecular function (GO): minus-end-directed microtubule motor activity; dynein intermediate chain binding; dynein light intermediate chain binding
Source: RefSeq, a predicted model, not a curated record
AUGUUGAGUCAAAAGUUGCAAGACUAUGAAGAAGAUUUGAAAGCUCUAGCAGAUGUGAUAACAAUUGCAACAGUUGAAGUCUAUAAAAACGUUUCUGCUAAAUUACUGCCAACGCCGGCUAAACUACAUUAUGUUUUCAAUUUGCGAGACGUUUCGAGAGUAUUCUCGGGCAUGAUGCGAAUCACAAAAAUGUACCACGACAGUAAAAUUAUUUUAUGUAGGUUAUGGAUCCAUGAAUGUUUCAGAGUUUUUCAUGACCGAUUAAUUAAUGAAAAAGAUCGAGAAAUUUUUGUGAGCAUUUUAACUGAAAAACUUGGAACAGUUUUCGAUUUAACCUACCACAAUAUAUGCAAGGACAAGAUACCUCCUGUGUUUUGUGAUUUUAUGAACAAAGACAAAAUAUAUGAAGAUCAGUCUAACUUUACUUUAUUGAGACAACAUUUAAAAGAACAAUUGAAUGAAUACAACAAACUGCAUAGGAACAUAUAUAUGGACUUGGUUCUUUUUAAAAAUACUAUUGAACAUGUGUCAAGGAUAGUUCGUGUGGUCAGCAGGCCUCGUGGAAACAUGUUGCUAAUUGGAAUUGGAGGGAGUGGUAAAAAAUCUUCUGCAAAAUUUGCAGCCUUUUUGUGCUCAUACAAUAUAUUCUACUUUGAUGUUAAAAAAAAUUAUACGUUGGAAAAUUUUAGAGAAGAUAUUAAAGAAGUGUAUAAACAAGCAAUUUUAAGUAACAAAAAAAUUUUGGUUCUCUUGAUGGAAAAUGCUAUAGGGGAAGACAGUUUUAUGGAAGAUGUAAAUAAUUUGUUAACUUGUGAAGAUGUUUCUGAUUUCUUUUCCCAAGCAGAACUUCAGCAAGCUACAACUCUUCUGGAAGAUAAAUCAAAGGAGUCGUACAAUUUUGUUGGUCAAUCAUUUCACAGUUUUAUCAUGGACAGAUUACAUAAUAAUUUGCAUAUUUUGUUAGGGAUGUCUCCAAUUGGAAAAAGAUUUAGAAACAGGAUGAGAAUGUAUCCUUCAUUGAUAAAUCUGGCAAUUAUUGAUUGGUUUGGCGAUUGGCCCCCAGAAGCUUAUUUGGAAAUAGCUGAAAAAUAUAUUGACGACUGGCAAUUUUAUGAUGAGCAUGAGUUGAAACCUUCUCUAGCCAAAAUGUUUGCUUACAUGUUCAGCUCUGUUUCACUAUUUGCCCAAAAAUCUAAAGAUGAAUUCAGAAUUAAUAUAUAUGUUACUCCAACUGUAUAUUUUGAAUCUAUGGAAUGUUAUAAAACGUAA